Molecule: messenger RNA, 911 nt
Organism: Vicia villosa (hairy vetch)
Lineage: Eukaryota; Viridiplantae; Streptophyta; Magnoliopsida; Fabales; Fabaceae
Exons: 1
Coding region: 217-681 (154 amino acids)
Source: RefSeq, a predicted model, not a curated record
UUCCCUCAAAUUCAUUUCCUUCAACCUCAUUAACAUUGGAGAGUUAAACUUUCAAUUAUCACAAAUGGACAAUCAGAAAACAGACAUUUCACCUUUUUGAAAGCCCUCUAAUCUAACUCCUAUGGUUUGCUCUUUAAGAAAUUGAACAAAUUUUCUUGCUCUCUAAUAGUUACAAUAUUAUUCAAAAACAAAACCAAUUUCACACAAACAUAGCAAAUGGAGGUUCAAUCCUCGGCGGCGAAACGCCACUACGACAUAACCAUGUCAAGAAGAACAAGGAAGCAAAAUGAGAAACCAAUCUCAAAGGAAGUUCCAACAACAAAAGAUGUCGUGUCUCUCGAAACCACCCUUCACGAGGCGAAAGAAGGUAAUAAUAAUAAUAAUGAUCACAAGAGUUUGAAGCAAUUGAUUGGUGGAGAAGAGAAAGAGACAACAAUGAAGUGUAGUAGUAGUGAUGAAGGAGAUAAUAGCAAAGGAAGAAACUCACUUGGAGAACAUUUUUCUGAGGAAGAGAAACAACUUCAACUUGUUAGGAUGCAACAAAAGGACAAUCUUCAAGGUUUGAAGUUUAAGAAAUUGGUUCGUCGUUAUGCUAAAGUUUUGGGGCAUUUAAUUAAGGCUAAACGUGAUCCUCAUUUAGGUGAUGCUGGCAAAAAACCUGUUUUCAAGUUAUCAGGUUAAUUAGAGAAAAAUUUAAUUUUGUGUUUUAUUUGCUUAUUAUUUGUUUGAUCUAUUUUCUAUAUGUAUUUGCUAAUCUUAUAUUAUGGUUAGCAAAAAUGCCAUAACUUUGUUUCAUUUUCUUAUAAUUUGUGUAUACUACUUAUUCAUGCAUUAUGCAUGUAUGUGACAUUAUGCUAUGUGUUUGUAAUUUUAUCACUGAAAAUUACAAGUUCAUGAGUUUUAAAUUUUAA